AUGCUGGACAUGAGUGAGUCCCGCGCCCAGCCGCCCUGCAGCCCGUCCGGCACCGCCAGCUCCAUGUCGCACGUGGAGGACUCGGACUCGGAUGCGCCUCCGUCUCCCGCGGGCUCCGAGGGCCUUGGCCGCGCGGCGGGCACGGGGAGCGGCGGCCGGGGCGAUGCAGCCGAGGCAGCGGACGAGCGCUUCCCGGCCUGCAUCCGCGACGCGGUGUCGCAGGUGCUCAAGGGCUACGACUGGAGCCUGGUACCCAUGCCCGUGCGUGGUGGCAACGGUGGAGCGCUGAAGGCCAAGCCGCACGUGAAGCGGCCCAUGAACGCCUUCAUGGUGUGGGCGCAGGCGGCGCGCCGCAAGCUGGCGGACCAGUACCCGCACCUGCACAAUGCCGAACUUAGCAAGACGCUGGGCAAGCUGUGGCGCUUGCUGACCGAAAGCGAGAAGCGUCCCUUUGUGGAGGAGGCUGAGCGGCUCCGGGUCCAGCACAAGAAGGACCACCCGGACUACAAGUACCAGCCACGGCGGAGGAAGAGCAUGAAGACGGGCCAGAGCGACUCUGACUCGGGGGCCGAGCUGGGCCACCACCCUGGUAGCACCAUGUACAAGGCUGAYGCGGGCCUCCAUGGUGAUACACACCACCAUGGUGACCACACAGGCCAGACCCACGGGCCGCCCACCCCGCCCACCACUCCCAAGACAGACCUACACCACCCUGCUGGCGGGGGCAAGCAGGAGCUGAAGCCAGAAGGGCGCCGCCUGGUGGACAGCGGCCGCCAGAACAUCGACUUCAGCAACGUGGACAUCUCGGAGCUUAGCAGCGAGGUCAUCAGCAAUAUGGACACCUUUGACGUCCAUGAGUUCGACCAGUACCUGCCCCUCAAUGGCCACUCGGCCCUGCCUGCAGAGCCCAGCCAGGCUGCUGCUGCUGGCUCCUAUGGGGGUACUUCCUACUCCCACUCUGGGGCUAGUGUUGGGGUGUCCCCUGUGUGGGCUCACAAGGGAGCCCCAUCAGCCUCAGCGUCACCCACUGAGGCUGGACCCCCACGGCCGCACAUCAAGACGGAGCAGCUGAGUCCAGGCCACUAUGGUGACCAGCCACAUGGCUCCCCAGGUCGCUCCGACUACAGCUCCUACAGCGCCCAGGCCAGCGUCACCAGUGCUGCCCCCGCCACAGCUGCCAGCUCCUUUGCAAGCGCGCAGUGUGACUACACCGACCUGCAGGCCUCCAACUACUACAGCCCCUAUGCCGGCUACGCACCCAGCCUCUACCAGUACCCCUACUUCCACUCCUCCCGCCGGCCCUAUGCCUCGCCGCUGCUCAAUGGGCUCUCUGUGCCACCGGCCCACAGCCCCAGUGGCAACUGGGACCAGCCUGUGUACACCACCUUGACCAGGCCCUGAGGAUGCUCAUCAUGGGGACUUGGCCGGGCCUCCGAUGGCCAAGUCCCUUGUUCCCCUGAAAGGCCUGUGCCAGCCAGCCAGCAGCAGGCAACGUGACCACAAUCAGGUGCCUGUGGGGUCUGCGUGCAGGAAGCCAGGCGCUGUCACAGGACGUCCCUUUGCCUCCACACUUCUGCCGACAAACAUGGCUUUUUCCCUUCUCGCUCUGAGCACGGAUAGCCAUUUGUCCAGUGCCCCUUCUGUGAGGACCCGUGGACAGAGGACCUGGCUGGGCACCUUGAUGGAUGGAAUCAGCAGCCAUGGAACC
Urocitellus parryii (Arctic ground squirrel) is the source of this 1708-nucleotide messenger RNA. It is a transcript of the gene Sox8, whose product is annotated as SRY-box transcription factor 8. Gene Ontology annotation, biological process: enteric nervous system development; negative regulation of transcription by RNA polymerase II; morphogenesis of an epithelium. NCBI's taxonomy places the organism in Eukaryota, Metazoa, Chordata, Mammalia, Rodentia, Sciuridae. Gene Ontology annotation, cellular component: nucleus. Gene Ontology annotation, molecular function: RNA polymerase II cis-regulatory region sequence-specific DNA binding; DNA-binding transcription factor activity, RNA polymerase II-specific. The record is from RefSeq and is a predicted model, not a curated record.